This is a messenger RNA of Nezara viridula (southern green stink bug), 904 nucleotides long. NCBI's taxonomy places the organism in Eukaryota, Metazoa, Arthropoda, Insecta, Hemiptera, Pentatomidae. The record is from the annotation of a GenBank genome assembly.
AGUAAAUGGCAGCUGUUCAAGUGUCAUCUGGGUAUUAGGGUUAUAAAAUUUAUUUUCUUUUUACUGGUGAGAUAAUAUUUUUGCUUUGUGAAGCAAUGUCGUCACUCGUUAGGUCCAAACUUUUCAGCAACCUGAGAAAUGUGCCUUUGGUUCUAAAACCAUUACAUAUUAGAUGUAUAUCUACUUCAAAGAAAAAUAGAGAUCCUGCCACAGUGGCCAGUGGAGUACCCUCUAAUACAGAAUGUGAUAAACCUAAAAAUUGGAUUAGUUAUGGUUUCUCAGAGAGUGAUAUUGAGGAAGAUAGACAUGUACUUCAUAUGACAAUGUUCAUUGGUGUGACAGUGCUCAUGGUAUUUGGAGGAUUCCUACUAGCUUAUAGACCUCAGCCUUUAGGAAGAGAUUGGGCUCAGAGAGAAGCUUUCUUAGAGCUUAGGAGAAGAGAAAAGAAUGGAUUACCAUUGAUAGAUCCUAAUUAUUUGCCAGCAGAUAAAAUCAUACUGCCAACAGAUGAGGAACUGGGGGAUACUGAUAUCGUAAUUUAAAUCGACUAGUUUACAGUGUACAUAUCUAUACUAUUGCCUGUUUGUAGACAAGGUUUAAUUGUUCAUUUACUGCAAUUUCCGAACUUAGUACGCACAACCUAUCGCAUUAAUCUAUUUGAUAAGAAAAUGUAAUACUCGUUGCUGGGUUUUUUUUUAAUAUUAGCCAUGAAUUGAUAAGACUACAACUUAACCAUUAUAGUUAGUUCUUAGAGAGAUUUAUUUUCAGGGGUUAAGUUAAAUAUCGUUUUAAUAAUGUCAAAUAUUAUUUUUGAGAACCAUUAAAUUAGUCAUACUAUAUUUACUUUGGUAUAACCGAGUGUUAAAUUUGUUUGGUUUAAAAAAUAAAAAUUUAUUAAAUUACA